CCUGAAAGGGAAAAGGAGGUCCAGACGGUACCCCACAUCUAGGUCUCUGCUCCUGCUUUAGAACGUACACAGUCUGGGGAACACUGCGGGUUUUUAAGGUGGACGGAUUCCCUGUGUCACCAUGAACCCACCCUGUGGAAGAUGCAACAAAGCAGUUUACCCCACAGAGAAGAUAAACUGCCUCGAUAAGUAUUGGCAUAAAGGUUGUUUCAGCUGUGAAGUAUGCAAGAUGGCCCUGAGCAUGACGAACUACAAAGGCUUUGAAAAGAAACCGUACUGCACUAUGCAUUACCCCAAAAGCUCCUUCACUAUAGUGACUGACACCCCAGAGAAUCUGCGGCUCAAACAACAGAGCAUGCUCAAUAGCCAGGCGCUCUAUAAGGAGGAGUUUGAAAAGAACAAGGGGAAAGGGUUCAGCGCUGUGGUCGACACUCCGGAGAUGCAGAGAAUGAAGAAGACGCAAGACCAGAUCAGUCACGCCCUUUACAAGGAGGAGUUUGAAAAGAACAAGGGGAAAGGUUUCAGUGUUGUGGCGGAUACACCAGAGAUGCAGAGGCUCAAGAAGACACAAGACCAGAUCAGUAAUAUUAAAUACCACGAGGAAUUUGAGAAAAGCAAGAUUCGAAGUGAUGCACCCCCACCUGAAAAUAGGCAAAAUUAUGAACAGGAACCAUCGAACCCUCAAACAUUCAGUCAGCCAGCUGGACAGAUGCGUCCUGCAGUACCACCUAGUGGGGGGAGGCGUUACCAGGCCAUGUACAGCUACACGGCAGCAGAAGCAGAUGAAGUUUCUCUCCAGGAGGGCGAUCUGAUCUUAGAUGUGGAACCCAUAGAUGAGGGGUGGGUUUUCGGAUGCAACCAGCGCACAGGGCAAAAGGGGAUGCUACCUGCUAACUACGUCCGCCCCGUCUGAAACACCAAAUCCACCUCCACCAUGAACUGCCCUGCAGAUCCGCUGUCACCACCUGCGUUCAGGCGUUCUGACAUCACCUUUUACAAACACAAUCAUUGCUUUGUAAAAACAAUUCCUGGCCUGGCUCUGUUUUGCAUAUCUUUCUUAAAAAUAUGGUUUCAAUGGAACUUUAGGGAAGUAUUCCGUUGCUUAAAGUGUAAUAGAAAUCCAUAACUGAGAAGGGGAAUAGAAAGUGAACAAUACAUGUAAACCAGCUGUACGCUACAGUACAGUACAGCAUGGAAUAUUUAAGUCUUUUACUGUUAAGUCUGUAAUUAAAAAGAUGAAAAAAAGGGGUUUGUUUUGUUUUGUUAAUACACAACAUGUACAGAAAUCACUCUCACAUUUUAUCUGUAAAGUGGAAAACACAGCAUUGAGCAUCACAGUUUAUACAACAAUAAACAUAGCUUUAUUCAAAGACAAAAAAAGUACAUUAAAUUAUAGAGUAAAACUGGUCUAAUCACAAAGUAUUUAAAAUAGAAGACUUUAUUUACAAAUUGUGUUUUUCUUAAGUUAAAAAUCAAGUUUCAGCAUUAUGCCUUAUCAUUAUAAACAUUAUCACUAUCAAAAUGAAAACUGGGCAAUGACCGGCUCAGAUACUUCACAUUAAAAU
Messenger RNA from Sphaeramia orbicularis (orbiculate cardinalfish), 1565 nucleotides. RefSeq names its product LIM and SH3 domain protein 1-like. The record is from RefSeq and is a predicted model, not a curated record. Bases 122 to 913 code for a protein of 263 amino acids. The transcript is spliced from 8 exons. Gene Ontology annotation, molecular function: actin filament binding. Gene Ontology annotation, cellular component: focal adhesion. Lineage: Eukaryota; Metazoa; Chordata; Actinopteri; Kurtiformes; Apogonidae.